UUCUGACUCAAACUCCCUAAUUCUCUUCCCGUCUCUUGUUCAUCAUGUCUGCGUAUAACAUCGUCGUUUUCGCUGGUGACCACUGCGGUCCCGAGGUCACUGCUGAGGCCAUCAAGGUCCUCCGCAUCAUCGAGAAGAAGCGUGACGAUAUCACCCUCAACCUCCAGGAUCAUCUGCUGGGCGGAGCAUCCAUUGACGCCACUGGCUCUCCCCUGACAGACGAGGCCCUGAACGCGGCCAAGAACGCCGAUGCCGUGCUCCUGGGAGCCAUCGGUGGCCCUAAAUGGGGUACAGGGGCCGUCCGGCCGGAGCAGGGUCUCCUGAAGCUCCGCAAGGAGAUGGGCACGUUCGGCAACCUGCGGCCGUGCAACUUCGCGGCGCCGUCGCUGGUGGACCACUCGCCGCUGAAGGCGGAGGUGUGCCGGGGCGUGGACUUCAACAUCAUCCGGGAGCUGACGGGCGGGAUCUACUUCGGGGAGCGCAAGGAGGACGACGGCAGCGGCUACGCGAUGGACACGGAGCCGUACUCGCGCGCCGAGAUCGAGCGCAUCACCCGCCUGGCCGCCCACCUGGCCCUCCAGCACAACCCGCCGCUGCCCGUUUGGAGCUUGGACAAGGCCAACGUACUGGCCACCAGCCGCCUGUGGCGCAAGACUGUCUCCGAGAUCAUGGCCAACGAGUUCCCCCAACUCAAGAUCGAGCACCAGCUCAUCGACUCUGCCGCCAUGAUCAUGGUCAAGAACCCCCGCCAGCUGAACGGCAUCAUCGUCACCAGCAACCUCUUCGGUGAUAUCAUCAGCGACGAGGCAAGUGUCAUCCCCGGCUCCUUGGGUCUCUUGCCUAGUGCUAGUCUCAGCGGUAUCCCCGAUGGAAAGAGCCGUGUCAACGGUAUCUACGAGCCCAUCCACGGCUCCGCCCCCGACAUUGCCGGAAAGGGCAUCGUCAACCCCGUCGCAGCCAUCCUCUCCGUCGCUAUGAUGAUGCAGUACUCCUUCGGCCGCUUCGACGAGGCCCGCGCCAUCGAGGCCGCCGUGCGCAACGUGAUCGAGUCUGGUCUCCGCACUGGCGAUAUCGGCGGUAAGGCUACCACCAGCGAGGUCGGAGAUGCCGUGGCCGCCGAGUUGGAGAAGUUGUUGUAAAGACCCAAACAUAAAAAAGUGUUUUUGUUCUCAGCUGAGCUUGCUGUGUUUGCUUUGGGGGCAGUGAUGCCGAAUGAGAUAUGACCAUAAUAAUACC
Messenger RNA from Aspergillus homomorphus CBS 101889, 1236 nucleotides. RefSeq names its product 3-isopropylmalate dehydrogenase LEU2 (gene leu2A). Bases 45 to 1139 code for a protein of 364 amino acids. Lineage: Eukaryota; Fungi; Ascomycota; Eurotiomycetes; Eurotiales; Aspergillaceae. Gene Ontology annotation, biological process: L-leucine biosynthetic process. Gene Ontology annotation, cellular component: cytosol. Gene Ontology annotation, molecular function: 3-isopropylmalate dehydrogenase activity; NAD binding; magnesium ion binding. The transcript is spliced from 6 exons. The record is from RefSeq and is a predicted model, not a curated record.